Molecule: messenger RNA, 732 nt
Organism: Trichoderma reesei QM6a
Lineage: Eukaryota; Fungi; Ascomycota; Sordariomycetes; Hypocreales; Hypocreaceae
Product: demethoxyubiquinone hydroxylase
Exons: 2
Coding region: 1-732 (243 amino acids)
Biological process (GO): ubiquinone biosynthetic process
Cellular component (GO): mitochondrial inner membrane
Molecular function (GO): 3-demethoxyubiquinol 3-hydroxylase activity
Source: RefSeq, a predicted model, not a curated record
AUGUCAUCCACACGAUGCCUCGCUAAACAGGCCACUGGCCUCAGCAGACGCCUCCUCCAAGCUCCCUCUCGCCCUCUCUCUACCAGCGCCGUCCUUCGAGCAACGACACCUCCGUCCUCCGAGAACCCGAGCACAGAAUCACCAAAGAAGAAGCUCAAGCCUCUCACCCAAGAACAGCGCGACUUUCUCUCCUCCGCCCUCCGAGUCAACCAAGCCGGCGAGCUCGCCGCAACCCUCAUCUACUCCUCCCAGACCCCCGUCAUCACCCGCAAGCACCCUCACCUCCGCCCCCUCAUGGCCCACAUGUACGACCAGGAGGCCGCCCAUCUCACCACCUUCAACGACCUCAUCCACAAGCACCGCGUCCGCCCCACGGCCCUCUACCCGCUCUGGUCCGUCCUCGCCAGCGGCCUCGGCUGGUCCACCGCCGUCAUGGGCCGUGAGGCCGCCAUGGCCUGUACCGAGGCCGUCGAGACCGAAAUCGGGAGCCACUACAACGAGCAGAUCCGCUCCAUACUCGAGAUGAUUGCCCAGUGGGAAGCGCAGGGGUACGACGUCAGCGGCGAGGUCAAGCAGCUCGUGGACACGCUGCGCAGGAUACGGGACGAGGAACUGGAGCAUCUAGACCAUGCCGUGGAGAACGACGCCAAAAAGGCUGAGCCUCAUUGGCUAUUGACAAAUGUCAUAAGAGCUGGUUGCCGCGGCGCAAUAUGGGUGAGUGAAAGGGUGUAA